UCCAAGCUGCCUGGGCCAGGCUGCUUUGCAUGUUGAUUGGGGGAGGGGUAAUCCGUUUGCAGCUGUCAUAGGCCAGUGAUGAAUCACUAUCCAGUCAUUUGGCCGCCGUCCCCCCUGACCAGGGGAGGAGGAGGGUAGACCUGCAGGAGGAAACAACAGUAGAGACCUCAACUUAAAGACAAUAUGCCUUUCACGGCUGCAGUAUCCUCCUUUUUCUCUUUUGGUUAAAAGGGAGCAUUGUGGUUCUCUGCCAUGUGCUCUGUGUAAUUAAGAGCUGACACCGAAGCAGAGUUAACAACAGCUUCUAAUUUUUUACCCCUGAUCACAGGUGCAAACACCUCAAACCAGUUCAGAUGUUGCUGUUUCCUCAAGUUGCAGGUCUAUGGAAAUGCAGGAUCUAACCAGCCCGCAUAGCCGUCUGAGUGGUAGUAGUGACUCCCCCAGUGGCCCCAAACUCGAUAACUCUCAUAUAAAUAGUAAUUCCAUGACUCCCAAUGGCACCGAAGUUAAAACAGAGCCAAUGAGCAGCAGUGAAAUAGUUUCAACAACAGCAGACGGGUCUUUAGACAAUUUCUCAGGUUCAGCAAUUGGGAGCAGCAGCUUCAGCCCAAGACCCACUCACCAGUUCUCCCCACCACAGAUCUAUCCUUCCAACAGAGCAUACCCACAUAUUCUCCCUACCCCUUCCUCACAAACUAUGGCUGCAUAUGGGCAAACACAGUUCACCACAGGAAUGCAGCAAGCCACAGCCUACGCCACCUACCCACAGCCGGGACAGCCAUACGGAAUUUCCUCAUAUGGCAUCAAGACUGAAGGUGGAUUGUCACAGUCGCAGUCACCUGGCCAGACAGGCUUUCUCAGCUAUGGCACCAGCUUCGGUACCCCUCAGCCUGGACAGGCACCGUACAGCUACCAGAUGCAAGGUAGCAGUUUUACAACAUCAUCAGGAUUAUAUACAGGAAAUAAUUCACUCACAAAUUCCUCUGGAUUUAACAGUUCACAGCAGGACUAUCCGUCUUACCCCAGUUUUGGCCAGGGCCAGUACGCACAGUAUUAUAACAGCUCACCGUAUCCAGCGCAUUACAUGACGAGCAGCAACACCAGCCCCACCACACCUUCGACAAAUGCCACCUACCAGCUUCAAGAACCACCAUCUGGCAUCACCAGCCAGGCAGUUACAGAUCCCGCAGCAGAAUACAGUACCAUCCACAGCCCGUCAACACCCAUUAAAGAUUCGGACUCUGAGCGAUUACGUCGAGGUUCUGAUGGGAAAUCACGUGGACGAGGCCGAAGAAACAAUAAUCCUUCACCUCCCCCAGAUUCUGAUCUUGAGAGGGUGUUCAUCUGGGACUUGGACGAGACAAUCAUCGUUUUCCAUUCCUUGCUUACUGGGUCCUACGCAAACAGAUAUGGGAGGGAUCCACCUACUUCAGUUUCCCUUGGACUGCGAAUGGAAGAAAUGAUUUUCAACUUGGCAGACACACAUCUAUUUUUUAAUGACUUAGAACGUUUUAAUUGCAUUGAUAAUGGGCAAGACCUAAGCACAUAUAACUUUGGAACAGAUGGCUUCCCUGCCGCAGCCACCAGCGCUAAUUUAUGCUUGGCGACCGGCGUGCGCGGCGGUGUAGACUGGAUGAGAAAGUUGGCUUUCCGCUACCGACGAGUAAAAGAGAUCUACAACACCUACAAAAAUAAUGUCGGAGGUCUGCUCGGUCCGGCCAAGAGGGAGGCCUGGCUGCAGCUGAGGGCCGAGAUCGAAGCCCUGACGGACUCCUGGUUGACAUUGGCCCUGAAAGCCCUCACACUCAUUCACUCCAGGACAAACUGUGUGAAUAUUUUAGUAACAACGACUCAGCUUAUCCCAGCAUUGGCGAAAGUCCUGCUGUAUGGAUUAGGAAUUGUAUUCCCUAUAGAAAAUAUUUACAGUGCAACUAAAAUAGGAAAGGAAAGCUGUUUUGAGAGGAUAAUUCAAAGGUUUGGAAGAAAAGUGGUGUACGUCGUCAUAGGCGAUGGCGUGGAGGAGGAACAAGGAGCGAAGAAGCACGCCAUGCCCUUCUGGAGGAUCUCCAGCCACUCGGACCUCAUGGCCCUCCACCACGCCUUGGAACUGGAGUACCUGUAACCGCCACAUAGCACUUUGAAACCGCGUAACUGCCCAGUGACCAGGAAUGAACGAACCCAGCAGGCCUGAGUCCCUGUCGGUGCCAGACUAGCGAACGUACCAUUUCAGCGUGGUGACGCCCAGCUGCUGCCGGCCUUCACUGCUGCCCUCGUGGUAAAUGAAGGCCCACGCACGUCUAUUUCUUCAAACAGCUGUUGCCUCGAGUACUGUGAAUCCAAUGAAAAGAAGCCAUGAGAAUGUUCUAGUACAAUGUAAUGUGUCUUCGCCACAUUAACUGCAUGGUUAACUACAUGGUUCAAACCUGUGAAGAAAGGACCUGCAGACGCCUGAGUCUUUAGCAUCAUCAAUGUGACAUAAACAGCUUCUCCAAUACGGCAACCUGAUGGCACAAUGAAGACGGAAAUGUUUCCUGAACACCAGUGGGGGAUGUUGUUACAAAGAAGGUUUACUUUUCGGUGUCUCAUACCCAGGGUAAUCUGCACACCUCUACUUAUUUAUGAACAGACUUUUUAAAAAACAGCUUUAUUGAGGUAUAAUCCGAGUACCAUUCAGUUCCCUCGAACAGACUUUGUGGGCAUCCAGUAAUUGAAGAGACUAUGAAUAGCCUAAGAAAUAAGCGAUUAAAGGCCUUGGCCUCAUGACACAGCAAGGACUUUGAAUUUUAGCACAUUGCAAAGUAGUUUAAAGUAUGUCUAAUUUAAACGUAUAAUAUGUACAUCACUGAGACAAUCAUGUACAGAAAGAAUUUUUGGUGUAAAUUUGUAAUAAUGGAUGAUUCUUUUACAUAUUGUUUAGAAAAUAUUGAAAGGCAGCAAUGCCUUGAUAGAAGUAUGAGGCAGUACAUGCACAGAUUCGUGUGCAGGGCCUUAGCAAAGUGUACUGGGUAUAAAUAUGUAGAUAAUAGGUUUUUGUUUGUUUUUUUAGAUAAUGUUGUCAAGACCAAAAGCAUGGAUGUCAAGUGUCAAUAGGAUUUCAUUUUCCAAGUCUCCCCUCCCCCAAUCAGUUCAUUGUUUUGUGUGUGCUGUGAGGAAGGCCUUGGUAAAAUAAUACAGCCGUGUCUUUAAUCAUUUGAAUAAAAAAUCCUCUUAGAACCUCACUUUUUCAUUUUCAAAGACUAAUGUAUUAUAUGUAAGUACUCGGAAAAAAUGAUUAUUCAAAUGCUUCUUCCCACAUAAAAUAUGUGGAUGAUAGAUAUAUUUUAUUAAUGAAAUGGUUCAUGAAUUGGAGACUAGCAAAGUUUUCAUGUGCUUAGAUGAUCAUGUCUGCAUUUCCUUGUUUAGAUAAAGGAAGACAUCACCAUACAUCUGGAAAUUAGCAAAACUUUGCAUUACUCUCUACAUUCAUGUUCCCUCUGCUUUCCUACUCUCCACCCACCCUCCCAGGAAAGUUCAUUGCUGGCAGUGGACGUGGCAGUCAUCACCACCAAGAAAUAAUAUUUCUCUUCACCUGUCUUAUAUAUUACACGACAAAUCUGGGAAAUAAAAAUUGUCAUCUUUGUUGUACCAUACAAAAUGUUUCUCCAAAAGGGAUUACUUUGAGCACUAUAAAGCCUUCUGUUGUCAUGAAAUUACUUUUUGGAUGAAUUUCCUUUAAAAUUAUAUUGGGUGGGGUAAACACCAGCUAAGACCCAAAGUAGCUAAAGAGCUACCCUCUCCCUUUCUUCAUGUUGCUGCUAGAAUUAGUCAGUUGAAAAUUCUCCAAAUUAUUUAACCAUUGUUUGGGGUUGUUUUUUGUUUGUUUGUUUUUUGCUUGGAGCAAACAGAACUUGACAAUUUUUCAUCUUUUCAUUUUAUGUUUUUGUACUCCGCAGAUUGAAAAGACAAAGUUUAUCUCGGCCUUAUUGUAGAAAGGUGUGUUGUGUCCACAGUUGUGUACAGAAUUCUUCUUCAUUAAUUUUGUGUUUAAAUUAAUAAAAUUGAUUUGUGAAGUACUGUAA
This is a messenger RNA of Myotis davidii, 4058 nucleotides long. RefSeq names its product EYA transcriptional coactivator and phosphatase 1 (gene EYA1). Gene Ontology annotation, molecular function: protein tyrosine phosphatase activity. Gene Ontology annotation, cellular component: nucleus. NCBI's taxonomy places the organism in Eukaryota, Metazoa, Chordata, Mammalia, Chiroptera, Vespertilionidae. The transcript has 17 exons. The record is from RefSeq and is a predicted model, not a curated record. Gene Ontology annotation, biological process: negative regulation of extrinsic apoptotic signaling pathway in absence of ligand; multicellular organism development; cell differentiation. The coding region runs from base 383 to 2122 and encodes 579 amino acids.